Molecule: messenger RNA, 1473 nt
Organism: Neoarthrinium moseri
Lineage: Eukaryota; Fungi; Ascomycota; Sordariomycetes; Amphisphaeriales; Apiosporaceae
Exons: 2
Coding region: 1-1473 (490 amino acids)
Source: RefSeq, a predicted model, not a curated record
AUGCCUGAGUUCCAUGUUGUCGUUCGAGACUACCAAAUUACCUGCGGCUCCUCUAGGAAUGAUGAUAUAAGUCCAAUUCGAAUUCAAUCUCCACACCUUGAUCUUACAGGCGUGAAGCCUCCAUUCCUUGCCCGCGACAGUUCGUCAAAGGUCAUAUCUAUCCAAGACGUUUCGACCGUCCACGACACUAUUUGGGAACUGCCGUAUCGCAUCGAGGCCCAUGGCGUCAUAGUCAGGCCAGGAGAAGACAUUGUCCGACCUAUAUGGGCUUACUUGGACGAACUUGAGCUGGGACCAUCGCGUAUAGAGGUGGCUGACCUGAUCACUUUUGAGAAGUCGAAACCUUCGUGCACUGACGUGUGCUGGGUUCCACAGCUAGAGUCUGCUGACGGCCUCUUACUCACCCUUUUAGAAAGCGAUCUCGGUGGCGAAGAUGGAACUCUUCAUGCGGGUUCUCGAGAGCUCCGACAACAUGCCUCGGGAAAGUCGCGAAUAGGGGUCGUCAUCCAAGUCCGAGGGGAUCCUCAGCAAACCAGAAUAUCGCAUCGUUCUUCAGCAGAGAUACUUUCUCUUAGAAGGAUUGAUAAGACACAAAAGCUGACGCUUUUCGAAGACCAACUACAAGCUCUGAAGGGUUCAAAACGCGAGUCGCCUGCAUUCACGCCCUCGCCACCGCGAUACGCUCUCUCAGACCUAGCAAGAUUAGCUCACGGCAAUGUGGACCGAAUAAGGAACUUCGAUAUGCGUCCCAAGUUGGAUUGGUCGUUCCUAGAUGUCCCCGACAGUGACCUGGAGUCUUUAACGGACACGGGUGGCGAUGACGAGGCUACCUUACCUGGAGAUGACGACCAGCACGAUGUCAGUUUGACUUUAGAAAGGCCGUGUUGCACUUACGCAGCUCUCGCACCGACUCGGUUCAACUUGAGACCGCUGCACCGGCACAAUAGGGACGACGAUUGCCCCCUAGGGUUCAACCACCCCAGCCAUUGUAUCUUUGCCGACGAAUUCCCACAGGACUGCAUUAUACCCCAGGAAGGACAUGAGCACUGUUCAAACUUUAAGCCUGGCUCCAGCAUUCUGACCCCUGAGACCGGCGGUUCCGAUAGGCGACAUCUCGCGGAUUGCGCGGAGGUCACUGAAAAAUUGACUCUAGACCCCUGCAAUACCGACCAAGGCAGUGAUGCCGACAAUAAUCUCGAAGUGUUGGAGUGGGAGGAUAGCGGUUUUGGGCUGGAGGAAUGGAAGCUGAUCAUGGCGGGCUCAUCAGAUUAUCCCAUGCUCUCCCCUCCGCCACCACCUUUAUCUGAGGCCGAUGACACCCCCGAGGCCGCGUUCUUCACAGCGAACUCGACGGUAAUAGACAGCGUGGAGACACAAGAGCAUGGGAUGGCUGGCACCGAUGACCUCUGUGAGCCGGUCGUGCAUCUGGACGCCUUCCGAUCCACCCCUGCACUUCAAGACAUGGUUUUCUAA